UAUUCGGGUAAUCGCAUCGUUGGCGUGGCCGACCAUCCCGUAUUUCCGGUCAAUCAGUGACAAGGCAGGGCAAGGCAAGGCAAGGCAGCAGCGGGCUAAGGGGGGUGGGGGGGACGGAACGCAUGCCCCCUCCACGCUAUGAAUGUGUCGCGAAAGAACAAUUGUUUUAAUGGGAGACAACAAUAACAUGGAGAGAGAAAGAACUCGAGAGCAAUAGAGAGAGAGAGAGAGAGAGAGAAAAAGAGCUUACAUUGCGUUCCCGCGAAAGUCGACGAAGGAACUUCUAGAAGAAAAGGAGAAAAGAAAAAAGAUAGAGCUUACUGUAGGGCUGGAAAAGAGUUCUGACAGGCCCCGUCACAACGGUUUUUCUUGCUUUUUUCUUCUCUUUUGUUGUCGUGCUGCGUUUGCUUCCAUUCUAUCUAUCUAUGUUCCCCUCCCCCUUCCCCUCGGCGCUCGCGCGCGCGUGUGUGUGCAUGUGUGUAUGUAUUUAUGUAUGUAUGUGAGUGCAAGAAGGAUUCACCGGGCUGGCUUUGAACGCUGGUCCUCUUGCAUAGCCCCUCUUCCUUCUCGUAAACGGGUAAAGAACGAGGGCAGUAGGAUGGUUUCGAUAUAUCGUCUGCUUCUACGCCUCGUAAUCGGGGUCUCGGGGUUUCGGGGUCCUGUACUCCCAUCCCUCCUUCUCCUACUGCUGCUGCUGCUACUGUUGUCUAGCUCAUGCUGUGUUGAGUAUGUAGCCGAGCUCUCUGUCUCUCUCUCUCCUCAUCUCUAUGGGUACCAGGUAUGGUACGCAUGGUUCACAGGAUUCCAAUAA
Molecule: messenger RNA, 811 nt
Organism: Periconia digitata
Lineage: Eukaryota; Fungi; Ascomycota; Dothideomycetes; Pleosporales; Periconiaceae
Source: the annotation of a GenBank genome assembly